This is a messenger RNA of Seriola dumerili (greater amberjack), 4098 nucleotides long. Its product is annotated as trichohyalin-like. Lineage: Eukaryota; Metazoa; Chordata; Actinopteri; Carangiformes; Carangidae. The record is from RefSeq and is a predicted model, not a curated record. Bases 22 to 2259 code for a protein of 745 amino acids. The transcript is spliced from 4 exons.
ACUGACAGGAAGUCAAAGCCCAUGAGCACUCAGUUAUCUGCAAGGCAGAGCGCAGCCCUGCACAAUUAUGCGAUGGGUGGCUUCCUCAGAUGUGUCAGAGAGCUGUGGCAGAGCUACCAGGGAGGAGAUGACGUGCAGUCAUCUUUACCAACAGUCGACAUGGACGGGGAGAACAUACCUCCGUUGUCAGAAGAAGAAGAAAGUUCAGAAAGUGAGGACAUCAAAGUCGUGGAGAGGAAAUGUUUUGUUGCACCUUCAAAAUCAAAGUGCUCUCAGCCCUGGUACACUCCAGGGAAGAGAGACUUCGAGGUGAAACGACAAAGAAGCUCACAAAGAGCUCGACAAGAAGGAAGGUCACAAGAUAGACAAAGGAAAAAGUUGCAUAAAAUACCAGCGAAAAGGUCCACGUCCAGGGUUACAGCACCAUCUUCAGACACAGAGAGCUCUGAUAACGGGGAUCCUUCUCAUAGAGUUCUGAUGGAGAGAGAGACGAGUGAUAAACACAUGACAUGUGACAGAAGCAUUGCAGCCCACACCAAAACGCCAACGACAAAGACUCGUCUUACCGGAGGAAACAAAGAGAUUCUUCCUCAGGAAAAAGAAAGUGAGGAAGAGCUGUGUGGCGACAGUGAUGCUACAAUGUGUGAGGCGCUCGAAUGGGGAAGUCCGAGGGAAUACACACUAAAUGGCAGAGAACCGAGUCCAAAUGUAACAGAGCCUCCAGCUGAUGUUUUCCAUACGGACAGUCUGUCGGAGACAGGACAGGAAGAAGACGAACCUGAAAGCCAAAGUCUUCUCCAGAGUCUCCCAGACCUUAUAAGUGACACUAAUAAUGAUAAAACCAGAGUAAAGAACAAGAAAAAAGCAAAGGGAGAUGAUGACAGUGUAGAAGGAGGAAGGGGCCAGAGUCAUGAAGAGCCUGAGGGUCUGCACGCUGCAGCCUCUGUGAAUGUGGAGGAGGAAGAGACUCCCAGCCCGUCUGAGGAUCAUCCAGCAGAGCCUCCGGCCCCGCAGACCAGCGACGAGACGCAGCUAAGUGAAGAAAAUCCCUCACAUGAUGAUAUCAUACCGAGACAGGAGGAGAGACUCAGUCCUGGUUCAAAACGGAUGAAGAAGAAGAGAAAAAAGAAGAAGGCAGCAGAUAACAUUAGAGAGGAGGAGGAUGGAAACUUAAAAUCUGAUGUGAGAUCGGAGAAUGAUUCUCUGUUUUCAGUGACAUGUAACAUGGUGAAUGACGGCAAGGAAGAGAAGAAGAAAAAGAGGGAAAGAAGUGUUGAGGAUGAUGAGGGCGUUGAGCAGUUAAUACCUCUGAAUGAAGAUGCAGAGACGGGGAGGAAAAAGAAAAAAAGGAAAAAAGAAAAGCUGACUGUAAAUAUGGAGGAAGAUGAAGAAGAGGAAGCACUGACUUCAGAUCGACCUCUGUCGUCAGAGAGACAGUUGGAGGAAAAGGAAAAUAGUGAUGUUCCUCGAGAAACAUUAGAAAAGAAAAGAAAAAAGCAGAAAAAGAAGCAGCUGUUGGCUUCUCACGAGGAAGCUGAGGUCGGAGCAGACGGUGGUACAGAUCUGAGCUCGAAUAAUGAUGUAACCUUGGAAGGAAGUACAGGACAGUCAGUGAAGAAGACGAAGAAGAAGAGGAGGGAAAGUAUCUGUGAGGGAGAAGAUAUUUCUAGCACCCCUGACAAAAACAAAAAAUUGAAUAAUGCAGGAAAUUGUCAGAAAACAGACGAGGGCCCUGACGACCAAGACACUGAACUGGGGUCUAAGAAAAAGAAUGAAAUGAUUAGCAGAAAUGUCUCAGAAGAUGCUGCGACACAAAGCGAUGAUUCAGUGUCUGUGCGGAAAAAGGAAAAGAAGAGGACCUCUUCCUUCCUCGCUGCUGAUGCAGAGGAAAAAGAGGCUGAAACGCAUGAGGAACAAACAUCUGUAGCUGCUCAUGUCUGGGACGCAGAAAGGCCUGGAGUCAGCGCUGGUGAGUUUCAGACCGAAUCAGCAGAAAUCGCUGGAAACUUGGAGACAUCUAAUGAUGGGGUGAGGAAAAAGAAAAGGAAGAGAAAGAUGUCGAUGGUGCAGGAGAAUGUUGAGGAAGGUCACAGGCAGGAUGUUAAAGAACCAAACGAAACAUGUGAGAGCGCUUUGCCUGAAAACACCAACACGGGGGUAAAAAGAAAAAAGAAACGAAGGAGAAAUGAAAGUGAGUCAGUGACCCCCAUGGAAAGAUUAGACAGUGCAGCUGAAGCGGGAUGUCCUGCAGCUGAUUAGGCCACGGUGUUGAAGAAGAAGAAGAAGAAGAAGGAGAAGACACAGGAGAGUCCACCAGCUGCCACUGACGAUGCUGAAUCAGAGGAAGCUACGCUGAAAAACUGUAGCUCAGUUUCGCACAAGAGAAAAGGCAAACACUCGACUUCUGCUUUAGUCACAAAGGAAAUAGAUGGUGACAGCGCUGAAAUGUCUCAUGAUGGUGGUACCUCUGACAAAACGUCCAAGGAAACACUGAACAUGGCUGAACCUGCUUCCCCAUCUUCAGAAACACCUGGAAAUCCAGAAUUAAAUCAUGUGAGGGAAAAGAAAAAGAAGAAAAAAGGAAAAUCCACUGAUAAUGUUUUGCUCGAGAGGAAACUGUCAACUGAAUCUGUAGAAAUAGAGACACAUAAAUCCAAAAAGAAGGAAAGAAAUAAGACAAGUGUCCCCAGCUUCAUGUCCAGCAGCCCUGUGUUGUCACAGUCUGAGGUGUCCUCCUCAGACUGCAGCAGAAAAAACAAACCCAAAAAGGCCAAGAGGAGACUUCAUAACCCAAGUGAAGAAUUCUUCUCUGAUUAUUAGUGUGAACUUGUUGUUGGGAGUUUGACCAGUGGAGAGAAAUUCUCCCCAACGACGGAAACACGUGAAACAACUGCAGCAGCUACAAACGACAUGAAGCUGAUGUUUUUAAGAGAGUUAAAACGUUGACCAUGAAGCCGUGAGGCUUUCACAACCGCUUUGUUUUGUAUCAAAGCAUUUGUACCAACACGGCUCUCGACCUUUGUGGAGUUGAGAUGAACUCUGGAGAAAUAACAACGUGCUAAAAUCAAAUAUAGAGAUACUUUUUCUUUUUACUUUUUACCGAAAAUGAAAGUUGAAUAAAAACAGUGGGAGUGUUACAGUAUGAGGAGGAAAACAGUUCGUAAAUAAAUCAAAUUAUAUAAAACAUUUAUAAUCCCUCUGUUUCUGGACAAAAUCUCAGAGAAAACCUGAAUCUGUUUUUUAUGUUUUGAAUUCAACAAUCUGAACACGUAGCCUGACAACUAAUGGGCAUGUGAGAGAAAAGGCUUUAUUUAUUUAUUUAUUUUAUUAUUUUAACAAUGUUUUGUUGCUCUCAGUAAGAACAGACUAAUUUUUCCUGGUCCUUGUUUUGUUUUGAGCGUGCUUCUGUACCUUUUUAGAAAUGAGAGACAUUUUUAUUUGAUAAUUCAAAGUCAGGAAAAAGUCCCGUGUUGAUUUAUGAGACAUAGCACUGUCGUACAAACCAACUGCUGCUAACAGAAGUUAAUGGUGCUUGGGAACUUCAGCUUUCUUUACUGCUGCAGGAACCUGUUCACUCAAACUGUUCACACCUGUUCGCAGGCUUCAUCUGAGGUGAGAACUACGUGUGAGGUCAGCAGGUGACGCUGUUCCACUGCUGUUGGUAAAACACUUUUAUUAACUGGUGUUUAACUUGUGAUCUGUGUCUUACAGGCACGGUACACUUUUGACAAGCAAAUGUGCUUAAUGUUAUAUUUAUAUUGUACAUUAUAUAUUUAGAUGCAUCAAGGUUUAACAUCAUCUGACUUUUCUACUUGUGUUCCUGUACUGUGAACGCCAUGAAUGUAAUAAAUCCUACAACCUCUAGGAACAGUUGUAUUGUUGGUUAUUUGUUAUUUAUGCUUCAGCGACAGUUUGUUUUAGUCCUAAGUAGGUGAUAUACUGGUAAUCAUGAUAACUGUGAUAAUUGAUAUUGUGUUAAUGAUACACAAAUGAUUAUACAGGGUCUCGGAUGUUUGGCCUUUUCCUUUUCACAGUCCAUUACUUGUAGUUUUACUUUUUGUUCACUUUUGUACUGUUCUGAUCACAGACCCUCUCUGC